Xiphophorus couchianus (Monterrey platyfish) is the source of this 1158-nucleotide messenger RNA. RefSeq names its product growth arrest and DNA damage-inducible protein GADD45 beta. The record is from RefSeq and is a predicted model, not a curated record. The coding region runs from base 206 to 688 and encodes 160 amino acids. Gene Ontology annotation, cellular component: nucleus; cytoplasm. Lineage: Eukaryota; Metazoa; Chordata; Actinopteri; Cyprinodontiformes; Poeciliidae. The transcript has 4 exons. Gene Ontology annotation, biological process: regulation of cell cycle.
GCUGUCAGAGGCAGAAAGCGACUUUACUCUCCACCGAACCGGACUUCUAUCCGAACCAGAAGCACUUCUGUUCCGAUCUGGAUUAUUCUACUGUUCUGUUUGGACUUUGUUUUUUCUCUUUCUGGAGUUUAACCGGACAGCGAGCGCCGUGGAUUUAAUUUAUCCUUCUAACCUGGAGCUGGUGGAAUAUUAUUCUGAGUUCAACAUGACUCUGGAGGAGGUCGUCGGAACCAACAGCACCGAGCAAAAGAUGGAGACGGUGAGUCAGGCUGUGGAGGAGCUGCUGGUCGCGGCGCAGCGGCAGGACUGCCUCACGGUGGGGGUGUACGAGUCCGCCAAGCUCAUGAAUGUAGAUCCGGACAGCGUGGUUCUGUGUCUCCUCGCCACGGAUGAGGAAGAUGAGGAUGACAUCGCGCUGCAGAUCCACUUCACGCUGCUCCAGGCUUUCUGCUGUGACAACGACAUCAACAUCGUGCGGGUUUCCGGCGUGCGGCGGCUGUCGCAGCUGCUGGGGGAAGACACCGGAGACAGCAACGGCAACGAGCCGCGGGACCUGCACUGCAUCCUGGUCACGAACCCUCCAGUGCAGCCGCUGCAGUGCCAGGCCCUGCAGCACGUCAGCAGCUUCUGCGAGCAAAGCCGCUGCAGCAACCAGUGGGUCCCCUGCCUGGAGCUGCGGGACGGCUGACUGAACUGAACUGAACCGAACCGAACCGCCGUGCAGCGGUGAGAAGGAGUUGGAUUUAAGCGACCCGACCUCCUGCAAGAAGAGGAGGAGCGGCGGCGGCGAUGGAGGAGAGAGAGGGGGGGCGGAAGGACGCCAGACCCUCCCGUGAGCCAGGACCGAACCGGCGGGAGCUCUCCAGCCGCGUGAUAUGGGUCGACCGGUUCUGAAAGCCGGACAGAGACGUGUUGGAGCUGCUGGAGGAGCAGCUGAGGAAGAAGAGAAAGAGGAAGCUGUUUUAAAGAGACAGCACGUGACUGGACUGAUGAAUGAGUGAAGAAGAGAUGCACGUGGAGAUGUGAACGGAGCUGCAGGUGUUUCGGCUUACCUGUGCGCAUGCUCGGACUUAAUCAUGAACUUUCAGACACAAUGAGAUCAUAUGUUCAGAUUAAUCAAUAUGUUGACUGGAUCUGACAAAUAAACUGUUGAAUACA